This is a messenger RNA of Diceros bicornis minor, 984 nucleotides long. It is a transcript of the gene UMAD1, whose product is annotated as UBAP1-MVB12-associated (UMA) domain containing 1. NCBI's taxonomy places the organism in Eukaryota, Metazoa, Chordata, Mammalia, Perissodactyla, Rhinocerotidae. The transcript is spliced from 5 exons. Bases 359 to 799 code for a protein of 146 amino acids. The record is from RefSeq and is a predicted model, not a curated record.
CCCCGCCUCCCCUCUUCCCGGUUCUGCGUGGGAAGCGCGCGAUUCUUGCUGAAUGAAAUCUAGAGAUCGGGGGUUUUUAGACGCUUGCCCUCCUGGAGACGAGAAUUGGGGUGGCCAGUGAUCUUCAUCACCUUUGUCAGGCUGCUUCUGCUGGGUGCAGAGGGUCGGUGAUUUACCGCCCAAGCUGCGUCACUUUCCAUUCUCAGUUUCUCCACCUGUAGGAAGAGCGGUUGACCCGAUUACCUCUACGACCCUUUAUAGCCCUGACAAUCUGGCCGCACUGCGGAGGUGCGGGUUUUCUCACCUCCUCCGUGUAAGCAGCGAACUGAAGCAUUUGGAGAUAGCAGCAGCAGCAGGAAUGUUUCACUUCUUCAGAAAGCCUCCGGAAUCUCAAAAGCCCCCGGUAGCAGAGACAGAAGCAGAUGGAUUUGUCCUUUUAGGAGGGCAAGAAAUCAGUCCAAACAAAAGAGAUACAGCAAAUGAGCAAAGAAUGGCAGCAAGAGGUAAAACUUCAGAAGGAGAAGGCAACCAAUCUUUGGAGACCGGCAAAGAAAACUCAUCCAGUGUGGUUGUAGCAGGCCCCGAGAUGGAAAAUAAGGCAGGCCAGACUCUGGAAAGCAACUCAUUAAUGGCUGAGCUUCUGAGCGACGUACCCUUCACCUUGGCCCCGCAUGUGCUGGCCGUGCAGGGCACCAUCAGUGACCUUCCAGACCACUUACUCUCCUAUGACGUCAGCGAAAACUUAUCACGGUUUUGGUAUGAUUUCACUCUUGAAAAUUCAGUGCUCUGUGAUUCCUAAUCUUUUCGUCUGUUUGUAUCUUAACAGCUUUAAAACAAAAGUUUGCCUAUGUUAUUUAACCUGUUUGAUGUUGCCAUUUCACUGUUUAAAGGCCCUCAGAAAAGCAAGGAUCAUAAAGCAAAGAAAACAACAUUAUGUUCAUUGCUCUAUUUUUUAGAAUAAAGUAUAUUUGUAUAAAAAUUGAA